Messenger RNA from Rhinopithecus roxellana (golden snub-nosed monkey), 1453 nucleotides. RefSeq names its product complexin 3 (gene CPLX3). Gene Ontology annotation, molecular function: syntaxin binding. The record is from RefSeq and is a predicted model, not a curated record. The transcript has 3 exons. NCBI's taxonomy places the organism in Eukaryota, Metazoa, Chordata, Mammalia, Primates, Cercopithecidae. Bases 95 to 571 code for a protein of 158 amino acids. Gene Ontology annotation, biological process: regulation of neurotransmitter secretion; synaptic vesicle exocytosis; neurotransmitter transport. Gene Ontology annotation, cellular component: terminal bouton; SNARE complex.
AGCUGUCCGCGAGACCUAGUGCUGAAGUAGGCGCGGACGUGCCCGGUGCCUAGCGCGUGGUAGCAGGCGCCCAGUGCCCCAGCCGGCGAAGACCAUGGCGUUUAUGGUGAAGACCAUGGUGGGCGGCCAGUUGAAGAACCUCACUGGGAGCCUAGGAGGCGGCGAGGACAAGGGGGAUGGGGACAAGUCGGCAGCGGAAGCUCAGGGCAUGAGCCGGGAGGAGUACGAGGAGUAUCAGAAGCAACUGGUGGAAGAGAAGAUGGAGCGGGAUGCACAGUUCACACAGAGGAAGGCAGAGCGGGCUACACUGCGGAGCCACUUCCGAGACAAAUACCGGCUACCCAAGAACGAGACAGAUGAGAGCCAGAUCCAGAUGGCAGGUGGAGAUGUGGAGCUGCCCCGGGAGCUGGCCAAGAUGAUCGAGGAGGACACAGAGGAGGAGGAGGAGAAGGCCUCAGUCCUUGGGCAGCUAGCCAGCCUUCCUGGCUUGGACCUGGGCUCACUCAAGGACAAGGCCCAGGCCACACUGGGGGACCUCAAGCAAUCAGCUGAGAAGUGUCACGUAAUGUGACCACUUCCCCGGGGUUACCCACUGGGCUGGGCCCCCAUGAGGGCUGAAAGUAUGUCAACUUCCAGAGACCCAUACUCCAUUUGGGGCUUUGUUUUCCUUGCCCCAUCCUAGUUCCAAGACCUUUCCCAUCCAUGCCUCAACCCUAUCUUCUGGUUUUUUCCUCUCUGCUGGGAGCAAAGCCCCCAUCUUCACCUUACUCUUCAGGACCCUCCCCGCCAGCUCAGCCUGUGGAGGCCUCCCAAGAUUGCAGGAAUAUGCCCAUCCCUCUCUGGCCAUGGCCCCAAGUUCCUGCACACAAGAGCACCCACAGAAAGACACACACAGGACACAAAACCCCUGGCACGUUCAGAGACAGAAGCCACAGAUGCAUCCCAGCACACACAGACAUGCACGCACAGGCCAGCUCCCUUGCGUGUCCAGCCCCUCUAGACACCAACACUGAGAUACUCUCAGAGAGAGCUUGGGCAGAUACCCUGGGCAGACAGGAGGCCUGAGUUCCAGUCUCCACCUUUAUUGUUCUUGAAAGCCCCUGCUGUCUCUGAGCCUUAUUUCAUCACCUGUAAAUUGGGAAUGGCCUGAAUGAUUUCUAAGGCUCUUUCUGGUUUGGACUUUCAGAGCCAAGCCCACACCCCUCCUUGGGCAGGGCAGCAGCUACCACCACAGCCUCCAGUGGCUGCCACUGUGAGCUCUGGGAGCCAGAGUGAUGCUGUGUGAGAGGCAGAGUGCCAAGGAUGAAGCUGGCACUGAACAGUAAGCGGCUCCAGGCCUUCUCUGGGCCCAGGGCCCAGCCAAUUUCUGUUCUGUUCCUGUAGAACUUUCUCUGGAUUCCAUAGCUGGAAUCUCCUCUCCUAACUCAGUGAAAAAUAAAAAUCCCAAAUGGUG